This is a messenger RNA of Larimichthys crocea (large yellow croaker), 2085 nucleotides long. It is a transcript of the gene rhcga, whose product is annotated as Rh family, C glycoprotein a. NCBI's taxonomy places the organism in Eukaryota, Metazoa, Chordata, Actinopteri, Sciaenidae. Bases 74 to 1540 code for a protein of 488 amino acids. The record is from RefSeq and is a predicted model, not a curated record. Gene Ontology annotation, cellular component: plasma membrane. Gene Ontology annotation, biological process: ammonium transmembrane transport; ammonium homeostasis. The transcript is spliced from 11 exons. Gene Ontology annotation, molecular function: ammonium channel activity.
CAGCUGGAAGUCACAGCAGAGUGAAGACCUGGCUAAGGACUGAUCAUUGCAUCUUCAGCAGAGAGUCAUCACCAUGGGCAAUUGUUGCGAGAGAGUGGGCAACUUUUUUUGCCGGCAGAAGAACACCAAUGUCCGUGUUAGCCUGCCCGCUGUCUGCUUUGUCUGGCAGAUUGCUAUGAUUGUGCUGUUUGGAGUUUUCAUCCGUUAUGAUGAGGAGUCAGACACACAUUGGAUAGAGCACAGAAAAGAUCACAACAUCACCAGUGACAUUGAAAAUGAUUUCUACUUCAGAUAUCCCAGCUUCCAGGAUGUCCAUGUCAUGAUUUUUGUUGGAUUUGGUUUCCUCAUGACCUUCCUGAAACGCUACAGCUUCGGUGGUGUGGGCUUCAACUUCCUAGUUGCCGCCUUUGGCUUGCAGUGGGCUCUUCUCAUGCAAGGCUGGUUCCACACGCUCGACCACACCACUGGAAAAAUCUAUAUCGGAGUAGAGAGUCUGAUCAAUGCAGACUUCUGCUGUGCCGGCUCUUUGAUUGCCUACGGUGCUCUCCUGGGAAAAGUAAGCCCUGUCCAGCUGAUGGUUGUCACCCUAUUUGGCGUCACGCUGUUUGCUGUGGAGGAAUACAUCAUCCUCAGCCUCCUUCAUUGCAGAGAUGCUGGUGGCUCCAUGGUCAUUCACGCCUUUGGAGGGUACUACGGUUUGGCCAUCUCCUGGGUCCUCUACCGACCAAACCUACACCAAAGCAAGCGCCUCAAUGGAUCUGUCUACCACUCUGAUGUGUUUGCCAUGAUUGGCACAUUGUUCCUGUGGAUGUUCUGGCCCAGUUUCAACUCUGCCAUCACGGAUCACGGUGACGGACAGCACAGAGCAGCUAUCAACACUUACCUCGCUCUCGCCUCAUCUGUUCUUACCACCGUGGCCAUCUCCAGCAUGUCAAAGAAAGGAGGAAAAGUGGACAUGGUACAUAUCCAGAAUGCCACUCUGGCAGGUGGUGUUGCCAUGGGAACGGCAGCAGAGUUCAUGAUCACUCCUUACGGUUCACUGAUUGUGGGUUUCUGCUGUGGCAUCAUCUCCACCUUUGGCUACCUGUUUAUCACGCCCUUUUUGGAGAAAUAUUUAAAGCUUCAGGACACAUGUGGUGUUCACAACCUUCACGCUUUGCCAGGGAUGCUUGGUGGCUUCAUAGGCGCCAUAGUUGCGGCAGCUGCCACUGAAUCUGUCUAUGGCCACGAGGGGCUGAUCAACACAUUUGACUUUGAAGGCAGCUUUGCAGACCGAUCUGUAGGAACUCAGGGAGGCUUCCAGGCUGCUGGCUGCUGUGUGGCAAUUGCAUUUGGACUUGUUGGAGGAGCGAUUGUUGGUUUCAUUCUGAGGUUUCCAAUCUGGGGCGACCCUGCUGAUGACAACUGCUUUGAUGAUGAAGUUUACUGGGAGGUUCCUGAGGAUGAGGAGACCAUCCCUCCUGUCUUGGAGUACAACAACCACAUGAUACACAAGCAUCAAGACAUAUCUGAGUCAAACUUCUCUGUGGAGCAAAGUUAGAACUGUUAAAGUGGAAAGUCAACUGCCUCAUAUUACUUUGAACUUGAUAUAGCUGUGAAACAACAUUAUGAAGGAGUCUCCCCAUAAAAAUGGGUAAUUGUCUAAGAGAAGAACAAUAUUUAGCCAUAUUCUGCCAAUCCUGUCCCAGAGCAUUACCACCUGAUUAAAUUUGUCCGGCAAUGAUUGUAAACUUAAGAUUAUGAUGAUGACCAAAUAUCACUUAAGAAUAGCUACAUUUUCAUGAGCCUGGAAAUAGAUUACUGUACAUCAGUUGUUGUACAUCUUUUAUCUUUACAAUCUUUUAUAAUGUUUGCCAUUUUAUGUCGUAUAAAUGAAGAGAUGUUGAUACAACAAAAGAAGCUGUUUAGUUAAUAAUCAGAGGUAUUUGUGCAGCCAAAUUAGGCAAUUUUUGAGUUGUAUAUCUUGUUUCUUUCUAAUUAUGUAUAGGUCUUUUUGUACAUAUGAUUCUAUAUUUUAUUGCACAUGAUUUGUUUGUUGUAUUUACACUCCUACAUUUGAGGGUACUUAACUGUAUGAUUUAAUAA